This is a messenger RNA of Colletotrichum graminicola M1.001, 846 nucleotides long. RefSeq lists its product as uncharacterized. The coding region runs from base 1 to 846 and encodes 281 amino acids. The transcript has a single exon. NCBI's taxonomy places the organism in Eukaryota, Fungi, Ascomycota, Sordariomycetes, Glomerellales, Glomerellaceae. The record is from RefSeq and is a predicted model, not a curated record.
AUGGCGCCCGCCCCCGAGGCCCCCAGGCUCCCCGCCUCGGCCGACUUCAACGCCAUCUACAACCGCAUCUCCCUCGCCUCCGCCAAGCAGGCGAGCUUCCUCGCCUCGAUGCGCUCAAAGUACCCCUCCCUCGCGCGGCCGGCGCCCGCUGCCUCCUCCUCCUCCUCCACCGCCGCCGCCGCCUCCUCGAACGGCACCUUCUCCUCCCUUACGAAACCCGACCCGUCCCCCGACUCCCGCGACCCCGCCGUAACCCCCCGAGGACCCCGAGAUGACGAAAUUCGCCUCGAGAACCCCAACACGGGGCUGGGUUACGCCGCCCCCAAGUCCGAACACGCCGCCUCGGCCGCCACCCGCGACCUGAGCCGCCGCCUGCUGGGUGGAAAGCGGGGUCGCGCCGACGACCCCAAGGCCGCCGCCGCCGCACUCGCCAAGCGCAGGCUUCAAGACGACGAGAGCGAGGAGGAGGAAGGUCGCAGCGGCCUGGGACGGAGCAAGAAGAGGCGGGUCGGGCAGGAGACUCCCGAGGCGGAGCCAUCUCCGACGGCGGCGCCGACGACCACGCUCGCGCCCGCACCCGAACCCGAACCCAAUGCGGCAGAGGACGAAAGUGAAAGUGCAGACGUUGCGAUGCGCGAGACCGCCGACACGGAAAAGGGGGAGGAGAGCAGCUCUGCCGCCUCGGCCAAGGACGCUGCUGCUGAUGCUGCGCCCGUGGGCCCCGCCGGACCCGACAACCGGCCCGAGACGGGCGAGACCUCUAAGAAGAGACGGAAGAAGAACAGGAACAAGCAGAACAAGGCUGCGGCUAAGGCUGCGGCGGCUGGAACGAAAGAAGAUAACUAA